Tachysurus fulvidraco (yellow catfish) is the source of this 1782-nucleotide messenger RNA. It is a transcript of the gene olig1, whose product is annotated as oligodendrocyte transcription factor 1. The transcript has a single exon. Gene Ontology annotation, molecular function: protein dimerization activity. NCBI's taxonomy places the organism in Eukaryota, Metazoa, Chordata, Actinopteri, Siluriformes, Bagridae. The record is from RefSeq and is a predicted model, not a curated record. Bases 668 to 1381 code for a protein of 237 amino acids.
UAUAACCUCCUCGCCAUUCGCAUCCUUUCAUUUCAAAAACACUUCCUUCAUUUCCUUGUUUUGAACAUGGCAUCAUUCACUCUUUUUCUCUCUCUCUUUUCUCUGUAACUUCCCUUAAUGGGCAGGAUCAUAGACAGAAUGUCAAAAUAGGGGAUGCAACUGUUUUGUAGCUUUUUCCUUCAGAGAAGAGGGGGAGAGUUAAUUACAGCAUUAGCUCAUUACCUGUGUCUUCUCUUCCUCAUUUGCUCCCUAUGCUCUCAGAGGGAGUGUGGUCCAUCCAGAUAGGGACUGCGUGACAAAGAGGUCUACUAGGACAAAUCUGCCAUCCUAGCAAUAAAAUACCAGCAAAAGGAUAUCAUCCUGGAGGAUUCACAUUACAUUUUAUUUGCCUAAGAUUCCUGUUAUAUUUUAUUCAUCGAUUCAGUAUUUUUAACUGGCAGUUACUCAGUGGAUGAGUAUGGACUUCAGAAACUGCUUCACUGGGGGGUAAGUUCUGGAAUCAUUGUUGGAUUAAAGUGAAAUUGUUUAAACAAGGAUCAAGAGUUUCUGCUGUUCUGGAUUGACUUAGACCAGAUCUCUGGCUGUGAUCUACAUGUACAUCUGACUUGUGAUCAGAUCCCAGGUUUUUGGUGCUAGUGUAGGUUUGAGCCUUUGAGACCUCAGUAACAUGCAACCUGUAUCAAGUCUCAGGUGCAAGGGACAAGGAGAGAGCACUUUUCACGAGCUCAUGCCCAGAUCAGUAAUGGUUACAGGAGCAGGAGGAUCACAUUGUAAUUCUGGAGAUCUUCAUAGCCCUCUUAGACAACCUAAAUUUCCUCGAGAGCUCAGCAUGGGGGAGCAACAGGAACUCAGGCGAAAAAUCAACAGCCGUGAGAGAAAGAGAAUGCAAGACCUAAACUUGGCUAUGGAUGCUUUGCGGGAGGUGAUGGUACCGUACUCUUCAUCCCCAACCUCAUCCUUGGUUGCAGGAGGAGGGCUGCAACACCCUUAUCUACCACUUGGAGGAUCUCCGAAUGGCCGUCGUCUUUCCAAGAUCUCCACGCUGGUCUUGGCCCGCAACUACAUCCUGCUCCUUGGCUCCUCCCUCCAGGAGAUGAAGCGGCUGCUAGGUGAGGUCAGCAUUGGGGGGACUGUACCGCACCUGCUUCUGGCAGGAGGGUGGCCAUUUCUCACUGGCCCAGGACAGCUCUUGCUCAGUUCACCAGAACAGCCACUUGGACUGGCCCAGUGUUCUUCACUGCCAUUGAAUGGUGCUCCGGCCCUGGAGGAGUCUACAGCAUGGGGUCCGCGGGGGGUGGCAGGGACACUACUUUGCCCCUGUCGAGUGUGUCGGGUACCCAGAGUGGUGCAUCCAACUCCUACAUCUCGCUUCCAGAAAUGAUUGUCAAAAAUGUAUGAGUGAAUAAUUGCUCCUUUGAAAAAAAAAAUCUAAAUAUACAAGCAAGUUAUUCUUUAAUUUUCUGGUUUUCCUAUUGCCUUUCCUGAUUUCAUGACUUUCAUUGUGUGUAAAAUAGUUUUUUAUAAAAUCAUCAUAAAACAAUGUAGUGUGGUAUCCAAUCAAAGCUCAGUAUAGCCAUAUCAUAUUACAUUUUGACAAAUAUACUUGUUUUGAAAAUGAAUGAACUUUAAUAGGUCUAAUAUCUGACAGUUAAAUGUGCAAGGUGUAAAAAAAUGGCAGCUUUUUAUUGACUUUGAUCAUCCUCAUCUAAUACAAUAAAAGUUUCUGAAGAAAUUGUGAACAGUGCAUAUAUUUCUGUGUGAAUCUGUGUAAUUCUUAUGUAU